This is a messenger RNA of Phycodurus eques (leafy seadragon), 2085 nucleotides long. It is a transcript of the gene hbegfa, whose product is annotated as heparin-binding EGF-like growth factor a. The transcript has 6 exons. The record is from RefSeq and is a predicted model, not a curated record. Gene Ontology annotation, biological process: positive regulation of cell population proliferation; epidermal growth factor receptor signaling pathway; positive regulation of mitotic nuclear division. Lineage: Eukaryota; Metazoa; Chordata; Actinopteri; Syngnathiformes; Syngnathidae. The coding region runs from base 205 to 921 and encodes 238 amino acids.
UCUUUUGACGCUCUUUCACUCCUCUUUACACACGCGCGCCUUUCGUGUGAAAUACCACCAAGAGGUUGAAACCUGCCGGAAUAAACUGACACAAGUCCACCUGAAAAAAAAAAACAAAAAAAAAAAAAAGAAGAAGGAUUAUUUAUUAUUAUUAUUUUUAACAAAAAGCUUUUUUCCCCCCCUUUUUCAACAAGUUUUGCCGUCAUGAGGAUUUGGAGUGUUGUGCUUUUGCUGCUUCACGCUCUGGUGGCGUCUAGACUGGCGUGCGGCGCGGCGGUGGACCGGUAUGACAGCGACAGGCAGCGGCACACUGCUGUCGUCAACUUCCAGGGCACGAGCAAAGACGGAAGGCCGGAGGAGGAGAGCAGAGGAGGCGCAGCGGCCGCUCCAUCCGGGGAGGAUGAGGAUGAGGGGUAUGAUGAUGAAUACUACCACGAUGGAGACGAAUAUGAGGACAGCACGUCUGGGGAUGAUGAAGUGGAAGUGGCGAGAGUUGCUAUGUCAAGCAAGCCCCAAGCCCCAUCUGCCAUUCUGGAAGCAGAAAGCAGUGAAGGACAGAGAAGGCGAGGAAAGGGAAGAAAGAAGGGGAAAGGGAAAGGAAAGAAGAGAAAUCCUUGCCUGAAGAAGUAUAAAGAUUUCUGCAUCCACGGCACCUGUCAGUACCUGAGGGACAUCCGACGUCCCUCAUGUGUGUGCCACCUGAGUUACUCCGGGGAAAGAUGUGAGUUCUUCACUCUCCCCGUGGAAAGGCCUCAAGAGGGCUACAACCGUACCACGGCUCUGGCUGUGGUGGCUGUCGUGCUCUCGUCCAUCUGCCUCACCAUCAUCGGCCUUUUGCUCAUGCUCAGGUUUCACAAGCGGGGAGCGUAUGAUGUAGAGAAUGAGGAGAAGGUCAAGUUAGGGUUAGCAUCCAACCACUGAAGAGACAAAGAAGGGCAGAGGAGCGGAGAUACUACCUCAAAAUAGAAAGAGAAGCGAACCAAGGAAGGAGGUCCUGGAGAAAAGCAAAGGAACACAGACGGCUGAAGAAGGGAAACAGGGGGUGUCCGCUUCACCCCUUGCUGGAUGUUCACGUGAAAAAAAAAAAAAAAUGGACAGCUCAGCAUAUUCCUGCAGGCCUCAGGAGAAAGCGGCCAUAUCUGAAAGUGGAAUACUGGACGGGCCGGAUAAUGGACUGAAAUGGAAGCGUGGCAGGCACAAGGUUAUGACAAGUUGUAGAAGAAGAAGAAAAAGAAGAAGGAACAUUUGCUGCCUCUGAUUGUGUGAAGAGAAUUUUCAAACUGAACUGAAUCUAUUUCAAUAACAACAGAGAGAAUUCAAUUUGUAAUUUUUUGUCUGGAAAAAAAGGCAAAACAGGCAGCGUUUUAUAUUUUCCUGCACAAGCGCAUUAUUAUUUUAUUUUUUUCUGUACAGUAAACAGUAUAUUUAUACUUUUUAAUUUAUUUAUUUAAGGUAACUGUAUUUAUGUAGGCUUUAACCUCCUUCAACAGUUCAAAAUGGAUGUUGCAGUUGUUUUUAUAUUCCUUAGUGGACAUUAUUUAUUUCAGAAAAAGUACAAUGCUUGCGGCUCCUGGACAAAAAAAGUGUUAUAAAAAAGAUAUGACCAUUUUUUUUAUUUAAUUUUGGCACUCAGAACAUGAUCAGUAGCACUGUGAUUUCUUUUUUAAAAGGUCUUUUUACUGAUUAGUAUUAUUUUUUUUAACUGUCAUUUUCACUGAAAACAAACAAUCUUUGCGGUAUGCUGCACAAGUAAAUUGACGCAUGGGACAGGUGAGGGUUCAUUGGUGAUAAAUGCCUCACUCAGAGUUGUCUGUGUCUGAGUGUUAAUUGACAAAAUGGCUAUGAAACAUUCAAAAGGGAGUCCAAUAUAACAUUUGGGUCUGGAGCUGAAGCACUGUUGAAAGUAUUUUGGUGUAAAAUUGUUGUUUUUGUCUUUGUCUUACCAUCCUUAAAAGAGAAACACUUACAGCAACUAUCAAGCAAUAAAAUGUGAAUUCAAGUUUUCAUUGCUUUCAAAACUGCAUUCUGAAUUUUUAAUUUUUUUUAAAAAUGUGAUUUAAAUAAAUAAAAGAUUAGAAUUCUUGA